Diabrotica virgifera virgifera (western corn rootworm) is the source of this 662-nucleotide messenger RNA. RefSeq lists its product as uncharacterized. NCBI's taxonomy places the organism in Eukaryota, Metazoa, Arthropoda, Insecta, Coleoptera, Chrysomelidae. Bases 92 to 595 code for a protein of 167 amino acids. The transcript is spliced from 3 exons. The record is from RefSeq and is a predicted model, not a curated record.
UUAUAAACUUCUGUUUUUAUAAAUACUUAACUAAAAAAAAUAGGAACUAGUAUAAAUAUAAGCUCCACUUCGUAAAAGUACUAUUUUCAAAAUGGUUUUCACAAUGUACACCAUCUGUGUCAUUGCAUUGGCAAGUCUUGUAGAUCCCAGCUAUGCUGAACAUCAAGAAUUUGAAGUGCAAUUUCAAAUUAGGGACACAGAAAAGAGAGUGGGUGUUAGUGACCUUCAACCUAAUCAAGUCUUGUCUGCAAAGGAAGAUGUAGGUAAUACGAAAUGGAUUUUGGUCAAAGUAAGUGAAACUGAUGAGGGACGAGAAGUAUAUAUAAUCCAACCGAAAGAUAACCCAAAAUUAAUUUGGGACACCAAGACAAAAUCAUGUGAUGAUGAAACUGAAGUAGUAUUAGUUGAAAAACCAGAAUCAACAGAAAAAUGUCAACAUUUUUACUACGCAGGAUUGGGUAAAAUCGUAAUUUAUAACGAACAGUGUGGUAAGGCAAACUGUCUCUACGUUGACGAAACAUCAAUGGAAAUAAAAUUCAGCAAGGAUUGUAAAGACCACAAAGAAAGAGAAUUUGAUUUAAAUUGGACUUAUUAAAAUUUUUAAUUUUUGGAAUGUGCUAAUAAUUAUUAAAAAUCAUACAAUAAAGAGAGUAUUAUUAUUA